Molecule: messenger RNA, 1434 nt
Organism: Protopterus annectens (West African lungfish)
Lineage: Eukaryota; Metazoa; Chordata; Ceratodontiformes; Protopteridae
Gene: SLC25A14
Product: solute carrier family 25 member 14
Exons: 9
Coding region: 145-1017 (290 amino acids)
Biological process (GO): mitochondrial transport
Cellular component (GO): mitochondrial membrane
Source: RefSeq, a predicted model, not a curated record
UAGGGGGAGGAGUUCAGAUCAACUACCAGCGCCGGUGCAUUUUAUCCUGGUUGUGGAAAAUAACGGUUGUUGUAUCUGUUAACAUUUCACCCCUAUCAGUGCCUUUCAUAGGCAACCUAGAACGAGGUACCCAUCUAAUCGGAAAUGUGUUACCUGAACUGGAAACCCUUUGUUUAUGGAGGACUGGCAUCUCUUAUUGCUGAAUUUGGGACUUUCCCGAUAGACCUCACAAAAACUCGUCUCCAGGUUCAGGGUCAGAGUUCAGAUGCUCGCUACAGAGAGAUUAGAUAUCGAGGCAUGUUCCAUGCCUUGCUGCGGAUUGGGAGUGAAGAAGGUAUCUUGGCACUCUACUCGGGAAUUGCACCAGCCUUGUUAAGGCAAGCUUCAUACGGCACCAUCAAGAUAGGAACAUACCAGAGUAUGAAGCGAUUAUUUGUGGACCGUCCUGAAGAUGAGACUUUGUUUAUAAAUGUUGUAUGCGGUAUCCUUUCGGGAGUGAUAUCAGCAGCCAUUGCUAACCCUACAGAUGUACUAAAGAUUCGAAUGCAGGCUCAGGGUAGUUUGCUUCCUGGAGGCAUGAUUGUCAACUUCAUAAAGAUUUAUAAACAAGAAGGAACAAGAGGUCUCUGGAGGGGUGUUAUCCCAACAGCCCAGCGAGCUGCUACAGUAGUAGGUGUGGAGCUUCCUGUUUAUGAUAUUACAAAAAAACACAUCAUUCUUUCUGGACUGAUGAAAGACUCUGUCUACACCCACUUUGUUGCUAGCUUUACUUGUGGCUUGGCUGGAGCCCUGGCUUCCAACCCAAUUGAUGUGGUACGUACUCGGAUGAUGAAUCAAAGGUCUAUAGAUUUUAAUAAUGUUUUAUAUAGAGGUGCCAUGGAUGGCAUAUUUAAGAUUUGGAAUAGUGAAGGAUUUUUUGCUCUUUAUAAAGGAUUUUGGCCAAACUGGCUACGUCUGGGACCAUGGAAUAUUAUUUUUUUCAUAACAUAUGAACAAUUCAAGAAACUUCCAUUUUAGUGAUGGUGUUGUCUCGAAUAUGGGCCUGUCUCUGAGAAUACAUGCGCUUAUUGCAUUUUAUUGAAUGACUUCCAUCUGCAGUACAUGCUUUUGCUCUAGCUAAUAAGAGACUAAAUGCAUGUGUGCAUUAAAUAACACCAGCCUAUGUAAUUAACAGCUGAAAACACCUGCUCUUUUUUGUAAAGUCCCUUCAACAUGUGAGGGAUUGUAUUUUCUGAUCCUAUUUACCUGUUCUGCUACAAAGAAUUUAAUUCUGUUCUUCCCAAACUAAAUUGCAUAAAUAUGUGGGACCCCCAGAAUGUAUUGGAUAGCACUUUCACAGUAAAAGUGGUUUCCCUUUGUUAUGCAUUUGUAACUGUAUAUACAUUAGGAGGCCAUAAGUGGCAUCCAUUUAUCCCAUUACAUGAUCAGUUUUCA